Messenger RNA from Tarenaya hassleriana, 1320 nucleotides. Its product is annotated as translocase of chloroplast 34, chloroplastic. Gene Ontology annotation, biological process: intracellular protein transport. Gene Ontology annotation, molecular function: GTP binding; protein-transporting ATPase activity. The transcript has 8 exons. NCBI's taxonomy places the organism in Eukaryota, Viridiplantae, Streptophyta, Magnoliopsida, Brassicales, Cleomaceae. Gene Ontology annotation, cellular component: chloroplast outer membrane. The record is from RefSeq and is a predicted model, not a curated record. Bases 163 to 1110 code for a protein of 315 amino acids.
UCGUACAGUAGCUAUCAAUCAUCUUCAAAAGUCAAUUCAAUUUCUAGGGUUUCUCUUUGUCUACGGGCCAUUUUCAAUUCCAAGGACAACGAAUCGGGUGCGGAAUAUCUGCCACUGCCAUUGAUAGCUCAAGCAAAGCUCACGGUAUAGGAUAAGCUUUUCAUGUCCAUGGCGGCAUUGCAAAUGUCCCGUGAGUGGACGGGUCUCCAGCAGUUUCCGUCUGCUACUCAAUCUAAAUUGCUCGAGGUCUUGGGGAGUUUCAAAGAAAAGGAUAUGAGCACAUUGACAGUACUUGUAAUGGGGAAAGGUGGUGUUGGAAAAUCGUCAACUGUAAAUUCAGUUAUAGGAGAAAAAGCUGUUGCAGUUAGUACUUUCCAGUCUGAAGGACUGAGGCCGACCUUAGUCUCUCGCUCAAGGUCAGGAUUUACAUUAAACAUCAUCGACACUCCUGGUCUUAUCGAGGGAGGAUAUGUAAAUGAUCAAGCUCUCGAGCUUAUAAAACGCUUUCUUCUCAACAAGACUAUAGAUGUACUAUUGUAUGUAGACCGUUUGGAUGUAUAUCGGGUAGAUGACUUGGAUAGGCAGGUGGUGAGGGCUAUAACAGAUGCAUUCGGUAAAGAAAUAUGGAAGAAGGCUGCUGUUGUACUCACACAUGCUCAGUUCUCUCCACCCGAUGUGUUGAGUUACGAUGUCUUUCUCUCCAGAAGAUCCGAUGCUCUUCUAAAGGUUGUUCGGUCAGGUGCCCGAUUGAAGAAACAAGACAUGCAGACUUCUCCGAUACCCGUCAUUCUGGCUGAGAACAGCGGAAGAUGUAAUAAGAAUGAAGACGAUGAAAAGAUUCUUCCAGAUGGGACUGCUUGGAUUCCCAAUCUAGUCAAGACUAUCACAGAAAUCGCCCUCAAUGGAAGCAAGUCGAUCCUCGUUGACAGGAAAUUGAUCGAAGGGCCAAACCCGAAUGAGAGGGGGAAGUUUUUGAUACCUCUGAUUUUCGCAUUCCAAUACUUGUUCAUCAUGAGACCAAUGGUGCGAAGAAUCAAGACAGACGUUGCAAGAGAGAGUAAACCGGCCUGGGAACUCAGAGAUUCCGGUUUAGGCAGUCGCAGGCUUUGAUCUGAGUCUUUCCUCUCUUUCUUUUUUUGGCUUUACCCUUUAACGAAAACGGUAUGUAAUGGAGAAAAAUCUGUUAGUGUGAUGAAGGCUUUUGUGCUAUCUAAGCUGAAUGUUUAUGUCAUGAAUGGAAAAUGUCCAAAGUUUCUUGCUUUAUGUAUUUUGGAUCAUAUCUCCAAAGACAUUUAUAGAGAAUCCGUAUAUUUGUCCUUA